UUGAAUACCUGCUAUCUCUGAAAUUUCACAAAUUUAUCUUUGGGAUUUCCCACCCUCAAGUUAUAUAAAUUAACGUCGAUGAGCAAUGUGAAACACUGUAGUUCCUUAUAAAGCGAUACGACAUUUACAUCCAUCGUCACUUCGAAUUCGAAGAAUCCAGAUUUCUUUAUUAAACCAUGAUAAAGUACUACUUCUCGGUCCUUCUUGUUUUCUUGGAAGUGGUUUACGGACAGGACAACAAGAAUAUCACAUCCAUGUGUGGACAAAAGGAAAAGUCGUAUUCUUACUUAGAUGUUGCAACAGAGAUGAUUUCAAAAGCGAAAGAAAACUAUCCUACAUGUCAAGAAAUAAGUAGAAAUUCUUCAAGCUCCAUGGACUGCGCAGAGCUUUUCCGAGCUGGUUAUAACAAAAGCGGUGUGUAUACUAUCUGGCCUAAAAGCAGAGUGACCGAAGAUAAGUCCCUUGACGUUUACUGCAAUAUGGUAACUGAUGGUGGCGGAUGGAUCGUUAUACAAAGACGAGGCAAUUUCAUGAGACCAAACGAUUACUUUUACAAAGAUUGGCAAAGUUACAAAAAAGGAUUUGGUGACAUUGAAAGAGAUUUUUGGUUAGGUAAUGACAACAUUUUUGCUCUGACUAACCAACGGUUGUAUUCAGUCCGAUUUGACCUAAAGGAUGUGGAAGGCAGCAAACGUUAUGCUCUAUAUGACACCUUCUGGAUUGAUGAUGAAGACCACAAGUACACCCUUCAUAUUGCAGAUUACAGUGGAGAUGCAGGGGAUUCCAUGAUUGCCCAACACAACAAUCAGAAGUUUUCUACAAAAGACCAGAAAAAUGAUAAUCAGAAGGAUCAGAAUUGCGCUCAAGUAUAUAAAGGUGGAUGGUGGUAUAACACUUGCCACCACUCGAACCUCAAUGGUCUGUAUUUGAGGGGAAAACACGAGAGUUUUGCAGACGGUGUAGUUUGGCUGUCAUGGAAAGGCUACAAAGAAUCCAUGGACACAACUGAGAUCAAGAUUAGACCUAAAAAUUUCAGGAAAACUCAGGAAACACCUAUAACUCCUUUGCGUCGAUAAUUUAAAUAAUUACAAAAAGCCAAACAAAGCAUAAAUUGUAAUUACAAGCAAGAAUUAUUAGCCCAAAAGGGAUGUCAGUCCCGAAUGGGAUUUUAGUCUCGAAAUGUCAUUUCGCGUCGAAACACUUAAAUGCGUUGUUUCACUUUUCAAAUUGUUGUCACCAAAUAUUAUCGCCCUGUAUUAUUUUUAAGGGAAUUAAAUAAUAAUGAAGCAUCUGCAUGAA
Messenger RNA from Stegodyphus dumicola, 1299 nucleotides. Its product is annotated as techylectin-like protein. The record is from RefSeq and is a predicted model, not a curated record. Lineage: Eukaryota; Metazoa; Arthropoda; Arachnida; Araneae; Eresidae.